AAUAUUUUUUAUUAGUGACAAGAAAAAAAGACAUUUAUAAUUGUUUUAAACAUAUUUAUCAUGACUGGAGACAAGUUCAAUUAAUUAAUGAUGAAAAUAUCAUGCUAGAAAAUGCUGGGACAGGCCGUUUUAUAACAAUGAUUUGUGCUGCAUUUAUGUAUGGCGGUGGUUUUUUUUAUAAUACAAUAAUGCCAUUUGCAGUGGGUAGUUUCGUUACGCCUGACAAUAAAACAAUUAAACCACUUACAUAUCCAGUUUAUGAUCCACUAUUUUCUGCUCAAGAAACACCAAAUUAUCAAAUUGUUUUGACAUUACAAUGGUUUUCUGGUUUCGUUAUGUAUAGCAUCACGAUUGGGGCAUGCAAUCUUUCGGCAGUUUUCGCGCUACAUGCUUGUGGUCAACUAAAAAUUAUUAUUUAUCGUUUAGACAAUUUUGCUGUUAAUGAUGAUAAUAAUAACAAUAAUAAUAUUGAUAGUGUGCUGAAAAAUAAAAUGGCUUAUAUAAUUGAAUGUCAUAAUCGAACAUUGCGAUUUAUUAUACGUGUUGAAAAAUUAUUAAAUGAAAUUAAUUUGAUUGAAUUUCUUGGCUGCACGUUUAUAAUUUGUAUGGUCGUUUAUUACUUUAUGACGGAAUUAAAAAAUGCAGAAGCAAUAUCAACAAUUACCUACUGUGUGUUGUUGGUCUCAUUCACUUUUAAUAUAUUUAUUUUCUGUUAUAUCGGUGAAAUGUUGACACAACAAGGAAAAAGAGUUGGUGCAGCAGUAUAUAAUAAUGUAAAUUGGUAUGAGCUAACAACAAAAAAUUCACGAGGAUUAAUAUUGAUAGCAGCUAUGUCAAAUUAUCCAUGCAGUUUAAGUGCUGGAAAAAUGGUGAAUCUAUCUUACGCUUCAUUUGCUUGUGUCAUUAAAACUGCCAUGACGUAUUUAAAUAUUUUAUAUAAAAAUUAUAAUUAUAAAAAUGAUAUUGAUUAUGUUGUUAAAAUUUCUCGUACUUUAUUGAAACCAAUUGGUAUUUAUCCAUUACAUGGAAGUGAUACGACAAUAAGUAAAAUAUUAGUGAACAUACAAAUAAUUUGUAUAUUUAGUUUAAUGUUAUUUGUACUAGUGCCACAUUUAAUUUAUACUUAUUUCGUUGCUGAGGAUUUAACACGUCUAAUGAAAAUAAUUGCUGCUCAGGUUUUUAAUUCUCUGGCAUUGAUAAAAUUUUGGACUAUGAUUAUAAAUAAAAAACAGCUACGCUGGUGUCUCAAAGAGCUGGAAGACAGCUGGCGUGAUAUCGCUUCUGACGAGGAUAGAAAAAUAAUGAUUAAAAAUGCUAAAAUUGGUAGAAUAUUUACUGUAGCAUAUUUGAGUUUAUUGUAUGGUGGUGCAUUACCAUAUCACAUUGUCAUGCCAUUAAUAGCACCAAAAAUAAUUAUGCCAGAUAAUUCAACACUAAUACCACUACCAUAUCCAAGUGAAUAUAUUUUUUGGGUACCUCAAGAUUCACCGGGUUAUGAGAUGCUAUUUGUUGGACAAAUAAUAAUGAGUAGUCUUUUGUUAUCAACUAAUUGUGGUAUAUAUUCAUUAAUUGCAGCUUAUAUUAUGCAUGCAUGUUGUCUAUUUGAAAUUGUCCAACGUCAUUUAAAGUAUAUUCUUGAAUCAUCAAUUGAAGGACAAUUUAAUGAUAAUCUUGCUGCUGUUAUUGACAAACACAAUCAAGCAAUAUACUAUGCUGGUCUACUUGAAAAAUCAUUGAAUAUUGUUUUCUUAUCGGAAAUGGCUGGUUGCACAGUAGUUAUUUGUUUUUUGGAGUAUGGUGUACUUUUAGAGUGGACUGAUGGCGAUGUUUUUGGAUUAAUCACGUAUUUUAUGCUUUUAACAAGUAUAUUUGUCAAUGUAUUUAUCAUAUCUUAUAUUGGAGAACGUCUUAAAGAAAUGAGUUUAAAAAUUAGUGAGUGCACUUAUAAUCUUGAUUGGUAUAAUUUACCAAAAAAAAUGGUUCUUGAUUUGAUGGUGAUAAUGGUCAGAGCAAAUCAACCAUCCACAUUAUCGGCUGGAAAAUUAUUUGAUGUGUCAAUCGUUGGUUUUGCACAUGUCAACAUGGAAAAUAAAUCCCAAAGUAUCCCAGCAAAUAUUAAGUAUAGUACAGAGUUGAGUCGUUGGGUAUUAACACUACUUGGAAUUUGGUCAAAUGAAAAUAACAAAAAUAUUAUUAAUCAAAUAUUAUCAAUUGUAUUGAUAUUUAUGUGCUAUUUUAUUAUUUGUUUCUCGCUGGUGCCUUGCGGUUUAUAUACGUUUAUUAGUGAAAAAGAUAUACAUCUUAAAAUGAAAGCAAUUGGUCCUUUAAGUUUUUGUGUUAUGGCAUUAAGUAAAUAUUUUUUAUUAGUGACAAGAAAAAAAGAUAUUUAUAAUUGUUUUAAACAUAUUUGUCAUGAUUGGAGACGAGUUCAAUUAAUUAAUGAUGAAAAUAUCAUGUUAGAAAAUGCUGGGACCGGUCGUUUUAUAACAAUUAUUUGUGCUGCAUUUAUGUAUGGGGGUGGUUUUUUUUAUAACACAAUAAUGCCAUUUGCAGUGGGUAGUAUUGUUACGGCUGACAAUAAAACAAUUAAACCAAUUACAUAUCCAGUUUAUGAUCCACUAUUCUCUGCUCAAGAAACACCAAAUUAUCAAAUUGUUUUUACAUUACAAUGGGUUUCUGGAUUUAUCAUGUACAGCAUUACAAUUGGUGCAUGUAAUCUUGCAGCCGUAUUUGCAUUUCAUGCAUGUGGACAAUUGAAAAUUGUCAUUUCACGACUAGAUAAUUUUGUUGAUCGAAAUCAUAAUUAUGAUGAUGUGUUAAAAAAUAAAAUGGGUGUUAUAAUUGAACUUCAUCUUCGCACAAUAAGAUUUAUUUUACGUGUUGAAGAUAUAUUGAAUGAAUUAAAUUUAAUUGAAUUUCUCGGCUGUACAUUUAAUAUUUGUAUGCUUGUUUAUUACUUUAUGAGUGAAUUUGAAAAGGCUGAAACAAUAUCGACAAUCACCUACUGUGUUUUACUGGUUUCAUUUACUUUUAAUAUAUUUAUAUUUUGCUACAUAGGGGAAAUGUUGACACAACAAGGAAAAAAACUUGGCUUGGCAGCAUAUAACAACAUGAAUUGGUAUGAACUAACAACAAAAAAUUCUCGAGGAUUAAUUUUGAUAAUGGCAAUGUCUAAUUGUCCUUGCAGCUUGACUGCAGGUAAAAUGACAAGUUUGUCAUAUGCUACAUUUUGUUCUGUUAUCAAAUCAGCAAUGGCGUAUUUAAAUAUUUUACGGUCUGUUGUUUUAUAAAAAUUUAAUAGGACCGAAU
Molecule: messenger RNA, 3309 nt
Organism: Aphidius gifuensis
Lineage: Eukaryota; Metazoa; Arthropoda; Insecta; Hymenoptera; Braconidae
Exons: 15
Coding region: 102-3290 (1062 amino acids)
Biological process (GO): sensory perception of smell; detection of chemical stimulus involved in sensory perception of smell
Cellular component (GO): plasma membrane
Molecular function (GO): odorant binding; olfactory receptor activity
Source: RefSeq, a predicted model, not a curated record